Messenger RNA from Opisthorchis viverrini, 486 nucleotides. RefSeq lists its product as hypothetical. The record is from RefSeq and is a predicted model, not a curated record. Bases 1 to 486 code for a protein of 161 amino acids. Lineage: Eukaryota; Metazoa; Platyhelminthes; Trematoda; Opisthorchiida; Opisthorchiidae. The transcript is spliced from 2 exons.
AUGGAACGUUUGCAAUCCAACUGCCAAGCUCGGCGAACAGACCAACAAUCAGUCAUUGAUGUUUUCAAUAAACUGUCAAUGUUCGUUACAAUGCCCGUUACAACCAAGCUACUGCCCGAUGGGGUAACACUCAAAACAGUGCAAAUAACGAUUAGCGAACGCUUGCAAUCCAACUGCCAAGCUCGGCGAACAGACCAACAAUCAGUCAUUGAUGUUUUCAAUAAACUGUCAAUGUUCGUUACAAUGCCCGUUACAACCAAGCUACUGCCCGAUGGGGUAACACUCAAAACAGUGCAAAUAGCCGCGGGCCUUGUUUUUCACUGUACUACUGCGUCACUCAAAUCGAGUCCAAUAAGUUAUAGCAAUCGUUCAGCUGUAACAUCCUUUCGGUGCCUAGCUGCGACGUCAGAUGAUGGAAGCACGAGGGCUGAGAUACUGUCAGGUUGCCGAAGCUUAGACAGGACUAGUCGAUAUGUCAUGGUAUAG